AUGCAGUUCUCUGUUGUCCUCGUUGCUCUCUUCACCAGCGCCACCAUGGCCGCUCCCACCACCGAGACCGAAACUUCUGUCUACAUCCCUUGCUCUGGACUGUACAGCAGUGUUCAGUGCUGUGCUACCAGUGUCCUUGACCUUGCCGACUUGACCUGUCGCCCACCUCCGAAGGUCCCUACCUCCGCCGCCAACUUCGGCAAGAUCUGUGCCGACAUCGGACAGCGUGCUCGCUGCUGUGUCCUCCCUGCUCUUGGGCUGGGUGUUCUCUGCCAGACUCCCGCGGGUGUCACUUACUAG
This is a messenger RNA of Colletotrichum graminicola M1.001, 300 nucleotides long. RefSeq names its product fungal hydrophobin. The transcript has 3 exons. The coding region runs from base 1 to 300 and encodes 99 amino acids. Gene Ontology annotation, cellular component: extracellular region. The record is from RefSeq and is a predicted model, not a curated record. NCBI's taxonomy places the organism in Eukaryota, Fungi, Ascomycota, Sordariomycetes, Glomerellales, Glomerellaceae.